AUGUUAUGCAGAAUAGUGCUUCUUCACAGUUCCCAAGUGACCAUCUCACUUUAUAAAUAUGAUGUAUAUAAUGUUCCAGGCGCGCUUUACGUAACAUGCGUUACUAAGAUGUCUACAGCAUUGGAGGGGAAUAUAUGUUCAAACUGUCUGAAACAAAGCGAUGUCUAUCUAGUAUGUGUUGAGUGCAGCCGUGUACAACUGUGUAUUACUUGCUAUUGUUAUGGUGCUGAAUCUGGAAUGCAUAAAAAGAACCAUGGUUAUCGCAUUUCGAGGCUAAGUUUGUUACCACGUUCCAUACUCGAAGGUUGGAGUUCUGAAGAGGAAUUAAAUCUUUUAGAAGCUUUGGAACAAUAUGGAAUAGGAAACUGGGAAGAUAUCGCCUUAAAAGUGGAAACUAAAAGCUCUGAGGAAUGCAUGCUUCAUUAUUGCAAUCGUUAUUUAGACGGAGCUUUUGGCCUAGAGCUAUUAAAUGACAGCAAUUAUUUUUCUCGGAUUACAGAUCAUACAAGCCCGUCUACAGUGUUAUCUCCAGUACAACCGUCACAUUCUUCGUGUAUUGAUAUUGAAGAUCAACAGUUGUUAGGUUAUAUGCCAAAUCGUGGUGACUUUGAACGAGACUAUGACAAUGAUGCUGAAAGUAUUCUUUGUCGACUGCAUCCGAGUUUCUCCCAUGAUGAUUUAGAAGAUGCUUUGAAAGUGGCACAGGUUAAUAUAUACAUGCAGAGACUACGUGAACGUCAACGACGCAAAGAAAUUGCUUGUGAACAUGCUCUAAUUCCACAUAUUUUGGCAUUUAUUCUAAACAAACGUAUUAAAAGACGCAUGGCUGUAAAAGAUAUCGUUAACGAAAACAUACCUAUGAAAGGUAGACCUCGGGGACGUCCACCAUUGUCGAAGAGAUUAUUGUACAAUAAACUUUCGAAUAAAAGCACACCUGUAAAGAGAACCAACACUCAUGAGUCUGUUAGCAAGGAUGUGGCUAAAAAGCCUCCCCCAAAUAGUUGGUUGGCUGCUCCUUUUGUUCUUCAGUCUUCUGGACCGACAAAAGGUGCACCAAUUGUGAUCAGUAUCCCAUCUAAUAUUUCAGGUGACAAUGCACCAGAUGAUUAUAAAAGUUUACCUCUAUCCACCGCUUAUAAAAUGGGAUCAACGAAGUUGAUUGAAGAUUUUAAUGGAUUUUAUCUGAAUGAAAAAUUAAAGCCAUUCCUAAGAUAUUUCACUGGCAUUCAAGGAAAACAUUUUAUGGAAAAUCUGCAUAGUAAGUAUACCGUUUCCAAAAAACAAAAUUGAAUAACUUAACUGUUGUUUUUCUGUCAUGUGUAGAAGAAGAAGUGAUUAAACAUGAAAUAAAAUAUCUACUUGAUUUACGAACCAAAGGAAGAACGCAAUUUAUAAGUAUGAAAAUCAGAUUCCCACCUUUUAAAAGUUCUAUAUACCAUCACCAUCUCAGGGAAAAGAGUACUCAUGGUCAAGAGAUAGUACAAGCACAACAACAGCAACAACCACGUCAGUUACAUCAAGUGAAGAAAAGACGUAAACAUACAAACACACCAUGGUAUAUGAAAGUUCAACGUAGAGUUAGACAGCAUAAAUAACUUCCAGAUUUGUAAUGAUUAUCAUUUCUCUUAUCUCUAAUUUGACUAUCAUCCAUAUUAUAUAUAUAUAUACAAACUCAGAGAAGAUUCAAUAAUCAAUGUUUGUUUUAAAUUUCUGAAAACAGAUCUUUUGCAUUUAGAAUUCUAUUAUUGUUUUAUAUUUACCAUCUAAAAAAUGUAUACCUUAUUUUUACUGUAUUGCUAUCACAUUGUUAUUGUUAUUACUAUUACUCAUGAUAUUUUCGUUCUUACAAUAUUUUUUAAAUAUAAAGUAGAACCACAAAAUGAAGAUGUUUACUGUUUCACAUUGAAUUUUAAUCAGUCGACUCUGUUAAUAACGAGAAUUAUUAUGAUUAUUGUUAUUAUAAAUUUUUAUAUGCAGUGUAAAAAGUAUACUUUUAUUUCUGUGACUGAUAGUUGAUAUCGUCAUAUUCUGCGUAGCAGAAAAAACCAUUCUCGUCAGGAAACAAUGUAUUGACAAUUUAAAGGCAUAUUAUAUAAGUUCGUCACGAUGGUUAAUGCUAUGCUACAUAACUGGAAAUCAAUUGCAGUGAUGAAGUUGUAUUUAUCGUCUGACUUCAACAUAAUCAUAAGUAUAUUAUCCAUUCUGUAUCUAUUGCUGCACUUAUUUGCCGUCUUGUAGUUUAUUUCAAUGUUAACAUAUUCUGUUGAUAAUUUACCGAAAUUCAAAA
This is a messenger RNA of Heterobilharzia americana, 2287 nucleotides long. The record is from the annotation of a GenBank genome assembly. NCBI's taxonomy places the organism in Eukaryota, Metazoa, Platyhelminthes, Trematoda, Strigeidida, Schistosomatidae.